CCCGUCGUGAACGACUGCUAGGUCCUGCCAUAGCUUCUCAUUCCCAUAGUAUCUAACACAUACCUUGCACAGGUCUCGUUCGUCAAGAUGUUGCCUACGGCGAGACCAUGGACAUCCAUGACGCCGCUCCAAUCGCUCGUCGAGCGAGCGACGGAUCCCAUGACACAUGAGCCCAACUAUGCGGUCAAUCUAGAGCUGGCCGAACUGGUGAACACGAAAAAGGCGAACACACCUCGGGAUGCUGCUAUGGAAACCGUUCGAAAAAUCAACGACCGGAAUCCGCAUUGUGCCUUGCUCGGACUGCAUCUCCUGGAUACGCUGGUCAAGCAAUGCGGAUAUCCUUUCCACCUCCAGGUAUCCACCAAAGAGUUUUUGAACGAGCUCGUCCGUCGUUUCCCUGAACGGCCACCUGCGAUGAUGGGCCCGGUCAUGUCGAAAACGCUCGAGCUCAUCCACGAGUGGAAGAAUACGAUCUGCGUGACGUCAAAGCACAAGGAAGACCUGGUUCAUAUUCGGGACAUGCACCGAUUGCUCUCGUAUAAGGGCUAUCGAUUCAAACCUUUCGAUGCGACCCGGGCGAUGGCAUCAGCUAAUCCUACCGAGAAUCUGAAAUCUCCGGACGAGCUAGAGGAAGAGGAUCGAGCAGCAAAGUCUGCUAAACUGCAAGAGCUCAUCCGAAGAGGGAGCCCGCGAGACUUGGCUCAAGCUCAGGAGCUGAUGAAGCAACUCUCUGGAGCAGAACCCGAAAAGCAGCCCGACUAUGAGGCACAGACCAAGAACGAGCUGGAAAAGGUGCAGCAAAAGGCCAUCUUGCUCAACGACAUGCUGAACAACGUGGAUCAAAGUGAACGGAUCGGAAUCGAGGGGGAUGCAUACGAUCAAGUCGCGCAGGUGUGCAAGAUGGCUCGUCCAAAGAUCCAAAAAUGGAUAGGAGACGCUGGAGAAGACAACGCUGAGCUGAUGGAUCGUUUGCUGCUCAUUAACGACCUGAUCAACAACGUACUCGAUCGGUAUCAGGCCAUCAAGACUGGUGAUUGGGCAAAAGCUCAGGAGAUAGAUGCCACCCUUAACCCCCAGAACAAGCCUCCAGACCUCAUCUCCUUUGAUGUCUUUGGGGAUGACAGUAAUCUCAACGCGCUCAGCCCGGAUACCCCUGGCGCCUAUACUCCGGAGCCGACUGCCUCAUCGGCUCCUGGAGGACUCCCGCUCGACCUAUUCUCGUCAUUCGCCUCUUCUGGACCUUCCGCCGCCCCUGCGAAAGCAAAACAGGACCCCAUGGCCUUUUUCAAUACGCCCCAGCCUUUGCAACAGCAAUCGUCUGGCUUCCAACAAGCGCCUCUCGGUAGUUACGGGAUGCCUUCGAUGCAACAGCCUGUGCAGCAGCAAUCGGGUCCUAACAGCAUGUUCGCUGGGCUCGACUUUAGUAAUUCUUCAACUGCAGCUUCUGGCAGCUCCACACCAGGCAACGGUUUUGGGGUCGGUAUAUCUCUGCCGCUAACGCCUUCGAAUAUGGGAGGAGUGCAGGGCAACAAUGGGACGAGGCAGCCGGUCGGUCAGCCGCAGCAGCAGACUCAACCUGCCGCCAAGAAGGACCCAUUUGCGGAUUUGGCCAACUGGUAGAUCCCUGGUCCGAGACCAGCUUUCCCAAGCCCCUAUGGAGCUGUCAGAUGCACUUGUGUAUGUAUUACGACGAUCUUGUAUCGGUCGAUCCGCAUGUAGAGAAGGGACGAGGUAUAUAUCCUGAAUUGCUUCCA
Messenger RNA from Filobasidium floriforme, 1754 nucleotides. Its product is annotated as VHS domain-containing protein. NCBI's taxonomy places the organism in Eukaryota, Fungi, Basidiomycota, Tremellomycetes, Filobasidiales, Filobasidiaceae. The coding region runs from base 88 to 1620 and encodes 510 amino acids. Gene Ontology annotation, cellular component: trans-Golgi network. The transcript is spliced from 12 exons. Gene Ontology annotation, biological process: Golgi to vacuole transport; Golgi to endosome transport; protein transport to vacuole involved in ubiquitin-dependent protein catabolic process via the multivesicular body sorting pathway. Gene Ontology annotation, molecular function: phosphatidylinositol binding; ubiquitin binding. The record is from RefSeq and is a predicted model, not a curated record.